AUGGCCAUCAAUCUGAGUCGUCAAUUCGCCUCUCUUGUGGGUCUCUCGGCUCCGAAGCUAGCCCUUGCCAGCGCCGGAUCUGAGUCGCUGGCCCGAUCCGUCGUCGGCUCGGCUGUCAGGCGGCUCGGCUCGUCGAUCGAGCAACCCCGAGGAAACCCUAGCGGAGAGCUGCGGGGAGAAGCGCCGAAGGAGAUUCGGCCUCAGCAAGAAGAGGAAGAACCCCGAGAGGAAGGAGGAGGAGAGGAAGAUGACGAAGAGGAGGACGGGCAGGUGAACAAAGAGACGGGCGAGAUCGGUGGCCCCAGGGGCCCCGAACCGACCCGCUACGGCGAUUGGGAGCGCAACGGUCGCUGCUACGAUUUCUGA
This is a messenger RNA of Rhodamnia argentea, 366 nucleotides long. RefSeq names its product succinate dehydrogenase assembly factor 4, mitochondrial. The coding region runs from base 1 to 366 and encodes 121 amino acids. The transcript has a single exon. Gene Ontology annotation, cellular component: mitochondrion. The record is from RefSeq and is a predicted model, not a curated record. Gene Ontology annotation, biological process: mitochondrial respiratory chain complex II assembly. NCBI's taxonomy places the organism in Eukaryota, Viridiplantae, Streptophyta, Magnoliopsida, Myrtales, Myrtaceae.